CGCGCCCCGGACGCCCGCCAUGUUUUAGUGUCCCAAGUGUAAUGCCGAAAGUACUACUUAUCCUGCUUGCCAUGGUCGUCGUUGCGUCGGCGCUGCCGUCGCCGACGACGGCCGACGACGACGACGACGAGGACGACACGACGCCCUCGUCGUCGGACGACGGCCGCAUAUAUAAGAACCCGCGGAACUCGCCGUCGGCGCAGUGUCCCAGGGACGAGGAACAAGCCACAUUGCUGCGUCAGAAAUGUCUACGCAAGUGCUCGUCCGACGAAGAUUGCAAGAGCAAGAAGAAGAAGUGUCUCUGCGACGGCGCCUGCGGUAUGUCCUGCAUCAAGCCAGAUCGCGAAUGUCCGGAGCUCGAGCAGCCAGAAAACGGAAAGGUGGCAGUCACCGGCAGGUUCUUCGGUGAUAAGGCUGUGUACACGUGCACGCACGGUUUCCACGUGGUGGGGCUGGCCAGCCGGAGCUGCCAGGCCGACGGCUCCUGGGCCGGCAUGCCGCCAGCCUGCAAGAAGAAUAUCUACUGCCUGCAACCCCCCACCAUCUCGCACGCCCGCCACUCGGCGCUGCCCGAGCAGGCGACCUUCGACCUCGACGCCACCGUGCAGUACCACUGCCACACCGGCUACGUGACCAACGGGUUCCCCAGGGCCAAGUGUCUGGCCAUCGACAACCAGGCCUCGUGGUACGGCCCGGACAUCAGCUGCGAGCCCCGCUCCUGCGGCGAGCCCGGCGACGUCCCCCACGGCUGGGUAACCGCCGACUGCCACACGUUCGGGUGCCGCGCCGUCGUGCAGUGCGGGCAGGGCUUCGAGCUGGUGGGCAAGGCCGAACGCUACUGCCAGGCUGACGGCGCCUGGGCACCCAAGGAGCUGCCGACCUGCGUCCAAGGAGGAGAGAAGGGGACAGAUUGAGUCGAUCAUAACAUUACGUAGUGUGUUUAAUGAAACAUAUUUGUGAUCAUUAUAUUAUAUACUUGUUGUCGUAUUCAAAUUCUAUGACAGUAGUAACAAUCCUUCUGAAUUUUGUCCGAGUCAAAAUGGCCAUGAUAAAAUUUUACUUAAAAUAGGUCUCUACUGCCCUUAGCUUAUUUAAAACUACAUGUGUGUAGAUCAUUGUAGCAAUGGCUUUAAAUCGAUGUUGAUCGUGCAAGAAUUUACUGUAUAAUAAUUUUAUCUGUACCUUAUU
Molecule: messenger RNA, 1188 nt
Organism: Cydia splendana
Lineage: Eukaryota; Metazoa; Arthropoda; Insecta; Lepidoptera; Tortricidae
Product: protein lev-9-like
Exons: 8
Coding region: 42-914 (290 amino acids)
Cellular component (GO): extracellular region
Molecular function (GO): peptidase inhibitor activity
Source: RefSeq, a predicted model, not a curated record